Molecule: messenger RNA, 618 nt
Organism: Parnassius apollo (apollo)
Lineage: Eukaryota; Metazoa; Arthropoda; Insecta; Lepidoptera; Papilionidae
Source: the annotation of a GenBank genome assembly
AUGCAUCGACUUUUUUCUGAGCUAGAGCCAUCUAUAACCGUCACCGAGCAAAAGCUGGCAGACCGAGUUCGGUAUAUCUUGCGCUCAAACAUAUUUGAUGGCGCCGAACUCGAAUGGCUACGACGCGAGGCUGUUCCCUCAUCAAAUGAAAAUGCUACGGCUGAGGAUGCGGUGCCACAAGUUGCAGAACAACCCGCACACGUGGAUAGCGCCGUGAAUACCCCAGUGGUGGCUGAUUCAAAUGAUGAUGAAACAUUCGCCCAGGAACUAGAAAUAGAGCAAAUGAGGAGUACAUUGGAAGAGGCGAUUGUGGAAACGCGCAGUACGCCUCUCGGAAAUCGACCACGACUUCCCCAUAUAGCCCUAAGCAAGCAGAAUCGGGCUUACGUGAGGGCUCUGAACCCAAUGCUGGUGACCUAUUUGGAAGACAGCCGGGACCUUUGUGAUACGGACUCAAUUCUUUUUGGCACCACGCUGGCAGUCUGCUGUAUCAUAGGCGCAGAGGUUUCCACGGCUGGACGCUCUACUGGCCAAAUUAGCGCUAUCCCAGCAUGGAGAAGAGGAAUUGAGGAAAGUAUCGCAAUGGCGAGAGCUCUCAUCGGCAGACUGACUGACUAA